Messenger RNA from Chironomus riparius, 1461 nucleotides. The record is from the annotation of a GenBank genome assembly. NCBI's taxonomy places the organism in Eukaryota, Metazoa, Arthropoda, Insecta, Diptera, Chironomidae.
UGAGCAGUUCAUAUAGAAGAGAUUAUAUUUAUUGUAUAAACAAUUGAUUAAUUCAAUAAAUUUUCCGGCUUAUUUUACAAAAAUGGAGCAGAAUUCCGAUAAUCACGAUGAAUUGACUAUAAAGCAACAGAAGGAAAUCGAAAAGGAGAUCAAUGAGCAGUUUGCAUUAAUCAGUGAAAAAAUUCCAAUUGAAAUCUUAAACGAUGAAUAUGCUGAUGAUCCAGUGUAUAGGCAAAAAGUUCAGGAUAUUUCAUCCAAGUACAGGUACAUGCGUAAGAUUCGUCCUGACGGUAACUGUUUUUAUCGUGCAUUUGGAUUCACUACAUUAGAGUAUUUGAUUAAAAACAAGGAAGAAUUUAAGAAAUUUCGUCAAGUAAUUGAACAGUCUAAAGCAAAGUUAAUUGAAUUAAACUUUCCACAGUUUACGAUUGAUGAUUUUUAUGACACUAUCAUGGAAGUUAUAAAUAAAGUUGAGCCAUCAGACACACAAGACGUAAACAAGGUUCUCGACGAACUCUAUAAACUGUUUAAUGAACAGGCUUACAGUGAUUAUAUUGUCGUGUAUUUGCGACUAAUAACGUCAGGGAAACUUCAAGAAGAAGCAGAGUUCUAUUCAAAUUUCAUUGAAGGCAAUUAUACAAGUUUACUAGAUUUUUGCAAGAAGGAAGUGGAACCAAUGUAUAAGGAAAGUGAUCAUAUUCACAUAAUUGCUAUUUGUGCUGCUCUCGGCUGUGCUGUUAGAGUUGUAUAUAUGGAUCGUGGAAGUCAAUCUGAAGUAAUUGCUCAUGACUUUCCUGAUUGCCCAGACAACAAUCCAUCAGUUUCCUUAUUAUAUCGACCCAACCAUUACGAUGUUCUUUAUCAAUAAAUAAUCUAUAUAAUUAGGCUUGUAACCAUCACAAUUUCUCUUUGCAAAAAAAAAACCUGGCUAUUGAACUCUUUAAAAUACAUUAACAUUUUCUGAAAUUAAUCAUAUCAUAUCGUUUUUCAUAAAGAUAAACGACAUGUUAAUAAUUUCAGUCACAAAAUAAAUUGAAAUGUAUAAAAACUUGAUUAAUACACGUGCUGUGCUCAGCAAUGAUCAAUUGUCAAUUCGUCUGUAAAGAGAAAUAAGCCAAAAUGCUGUAAAAUUGCAAUUUGUGUGAAAAUAUAGUUAUGUGUCCUUUUAUUUAUUACAAAUAUGAAUAUGUAAUGGAAAUUUCAUGAUUUUUUGCAUUGAAUUUUUAAAACAUUUAAUUUUUUUACGUUAGCUUAUAAAUUCAUUUAAUCUCAACGGCAUGCUUUUUAAUGUGUAUUUCCUGGAGAUUAAGGAUAGAUGGUCUGAAUCAUGUUUAAAGUACUUUUUUUGAAUUUAUCUAUGCCUGUUUGGCAGUUAUCUUAAAAAUUAGCAAAACUUAUCCAAACUUCAAUCCAGAGAAUUUCACACUUAAUUGUCAAAUCCACAAUUAAAGCUAAUGUUUG